CACCAUCACAACGUUCUUAUUUGCUUUCCGUCAUGCAAUGGAACAGCAGGAUUCUGCCAAAUCGAAGGGAAGUUCCUACAUUAAUUUCUUCUUCCUUCUCUGUCUUUGUCCUCCAUUAUUCCCACGUUUGAAAAAUUCCACAAAUUUCUCACUCUUAACUAAGUGGGCCUCUUUCUUUUAUAUGAAACUUGCUAACCAUUUCUUUUUUUUCCCCCAGUAAAAACAUGUUUCUUUUCUGGUAUUCAUUUGCCAUCCUUUCUCUUACCACGUUUCUAUCUCGAAAACUAGGAUGUUUCCCCACCAAUGAUUGUUGCAUCGUGAUUUACAACUACUGAAUAUAUUUUUUUAGCUUUACCAAUACCAUUGUUCUUCAGUUAGUUUGUUUUGGAGGAAGUUCAUUACAUUGAUUUUUAUCAUCUGAGAGCAGCAUGAAUUUGUUGUCCCUCUUGGUGCUUUUUUCUUGUCUCUUUGUUGGAGGGUUUUCAGCUGAUAAAGUUUCAAGACCCGAAUUUGUGAAAAUUGGAUCAAUUUUCUCGUUCGGUACUAUAAUUGGGAAGGUGGCAAAGAUUGCAAUGAAAGCUGCUGUUGAAGAUGUGAACUCUGAUCCCACCAUUCUUGGAGGGACCAAACUGGUUUUCUCCAUGCAUGAUUCUAACUACAGUGGCUUUCUUGGCAUCAUUGGAGGAUUGAAGUACAUGGAGACUAAUACAGUAGCCAUAAUUGGGCCACAAGCCUCAGGAAUGGCUCAUAUUCUAUCACAUCUUGCAAAUGAACUCCAUAUCCCAAUGCUAUCGUUUACGGCAUUGGAUCCAAGCCUCGCCUCCCUUCAAUACCCUUACUUCAUCCAAACUGCCCCUAAUGACCUGUUUCAGAUGACAGCCAUAGCCGAUAUGUUAAGCCAUUUCGGUUACAGAGAGGUGGUGGUUGUUUACCCCGACGAUGAGCAGAAUCGGGGCAGUAUAACAGCUCUAGGGGAAAAGCUUGCAGAGAGGAGUUGUAGAAUCACUUACAAAGCUUUGCUUUCUCCUGAAGCCUUAGCAACUAGCGAAGAAAUCAUGAAUGAGUUGGUUAAGGUAUCGAUGAUGGAGUCACGUGUAAUCAUUGUUAGUGCCUUUGCUGUGAUUGGGCUUAAGAUUUUCAGAGCUGCCAAUAGACUUAGGAUGAUGGACAGGGGAUACGUGUGGAUCGCCACGGCAUGGCUGUCUACCGUAUUGGAUUCCACUAUGGUUUCUGGCGAAGUUGCAAAGUCUAUUCAAGGGGUUCUCACAUUUAGGCCUCACACGCCAGAUUCUGAGAGGAAAAAGGCGUUCUUGGCACGAUGGGACGAGUUGAGUAACAGUUCGAUCAGGUUGAACCCUUAUGGCUUGUAUGCAUAUGACACCGUGUGGAUGAUUGCUAGUGCCGUUAAGGUGUUCUUGGAGAAUGGUGGUAGCAUCUCUUUCUCAAACAUCUCGAGUUUGAAUGGUUUAGGGGGAGGGACCCUGAGUCUUGGUUCCUUAAGCAGAUUUGAUGGAGGGAAGCAACUGCUUAGCAACAUAUUGCUGAUGAAUACGACAGGUUUAACAGGGAGAAUUGCAUUUGAUUCGGAUAAAUCCAUGAUACGUCCAGCUUACGAUGUCCUGAACGUAAUCGGGAACGGUUACAGGCAAAUAGGGUACUGGUCUAAUUAUUCUGGCCUUUCUGUUGUGCCUCCGGAGGUACUUUACACUAAACCACCUAACCGUUCAAGUUCAAGCCAACAAUUGCGUGGUGUGGUAUGGCCGGGAGGAACGACGGUCAAGCCUCGGGGGUGGGUUUUUCCUCAUAACGGGAGACAGCUGAGAAUAGGAGUUCCAGACAGAGUGAGUUAUAAAGCUUUUAUCUCGAAGGAUGAUAGUACAAAUGAGAUCCAUGGAUACUGCAUCGAUGUGUUCCUCGCUGCCAUAAAUUUACUGCCUUAUGCGGUUCCUCAUGAGUUCAUCUUGUUCGGGAACAAACACGACAAUCCAAACUAUGCAGAGCUUGUAAACAUGAUUGCAUCCAAUGAGUUGGAUGCAGUUGUUGGUGAUGUUGCAAUCGUGACGGACCGUACGAAGAUCGUGGACUUCACCCAGCCGUAUAUAGAGUCGGGGCUAGUUGUCGUGGCACCGGUCAGGAAGUUGAACUCAAGCCCUUGGGCUUUCUUGCGGCCGUUCACUCUUACAAUGUGGGCAGUCACAGGGGCAUUUUUCCUGAUUGUUGGAGCUGUAAUUUGGAUCCUUGAACACAGAAUCAACGAUGAUUUCCGUGGUCCGCCAAAGAAACAGUUCAUCACUAUUCUAUGGUUUGGCUUCUCAACUAUGUUUUUUGCACACAGAGAAAACACCCUAAGCACGCUAGGCCGUAUGGUUCUGAUCAUCUGGCUCUUUGUGGUUUUGAUAAUCACCUCAAGCUACACGGCGAGCUUGACAUCGAUCUUGACUGUUCAGCAGUUGGCCCCAUCCAUAACAGGAAUUGAGUCCUUGAUCAAAAGCCAUCACCGUAUCGGAUACCAAGUAGGAUCCUUUGCUGAAAACUAUCUAAACGAGGAACUCAGCGUCCCAAAAUCCAGGCUCGUUCCUCUUGGCUCCCCUGAAGAUUAUGCAGACGCACUAAAGACUGGGAGAGUUGCUGCAGUCGUGGAUGAACGUCCCUACAUCGAUCUGUUCCUCUCAUACUACUGCACGUUCCAGGCCGUCGGGCAAGAGUUCACUAAAAGUGGGUGGGGAUUUGCAUUUCCAAGAGACUCCCCACUAGCCAUGGACAUGUCUACUGCAAUCUUAACACUAUCAGAAAACGGCGAACUUCAAAAGAUACAUGACAAGUGGCUCAACACGAGAGCUUGUUGGCCGGCAAGCGCUGGGGACGUAGAGCAGCUUAAUCUGAAGAGUUUCUGGGGACUUUUCCUCAUAUGUGGAAUUGCAUGCCUUAUUGCUCUGCUCCUGUAUUUCUGCUCAAUCAUCCAAAAGUUUAAACAAUAUUUUCGACAACAACCACAGCCAUCAUUGCAGAGCAGCUCGCGGUCCAUACGGAUCCAAAGAUUCUUGUCGUUCGCAGAUGAGAAGGAAGGGGAAUCAAGAAGCAGAUCAAAGAGAAAGCAGAUGGAAGCCUUGUCGGGAAGGAGGAGUGGACGGCAACUUCCAAAAUCGAGUGGGAGUGUGAGUAAUGACGCAGGCAUUUUCCCUGAGGGGCAAAACGGCAAUGCAAGUGCUUACUUUAAUUGAAGUGAAGUUGCUGAUCAGCUCAUCAAGAAUUUAUCUAAAGACAAUUACAAGCUGCAUCCAGUGUUUGAGCAAACUCACCAGCAAAAUUGCAGGAAGAAAUAAGAGAUGAGAUGAAGUUAUGUAAGUGGUUUCAAUGCAACAUUGCAAGUGUGUCUGAUAGUCUACUCAAGACAGCAAAUAUGGCCUUAAACAUGGAAUUUUCCGAAACAUUCUUGGCUAAUGUUCGUUCUUGUUCAUGAAUUUCACUAUAUUCAAAUCCACAAAAAUCAUAAUCUUUACAUC
Messenger RNA from Sesamum indicum (sesame), 3503 nucleotides. Its product is annotated as glutamate receptor 3.2. Lineage: Eukaryota; Viridiplantae; Streptophyta; Magnoliopsida; Lamiales; Pedaliaceae. Gene Ontology annotation, cellular component: membrane. Gene Ontology annotation, molecular function: ligand-gated monoatomic ion channel activity. The record is from RefSeq and is a predicted model, not a curated record.